Molecule: messenger RNA, 354 nt
Organism: Hepatospora eriocheir
Lineage: Eukaryota; Fungi; Microsporidia; Hepatosporidae
Source: the annotation of a GenBank genome assembly
AUGAAUAGAUCAAUAAUAUUAAAGGCUUUGUUGUUUAUUAUAAAAAUAAACGGCACUGAGGAAUAUUCAUUACAAUUAGAAGAGGAGUAUAAGAAACAAGGAACUAAUAGUAAUGAACAGGAUAAACUUAAUGAAGACUUUGAAUUAGAAUAUGAUAAAAAGUUUGAAAAAUUAGAUGAAUCUGGGAAAGAAAAUUCUGAAACCAAAUCUGAUGAUCAAAAUCCAUUUAUAAAAAAAUAUAAAUCAAGCUUUGAUUUAAUUAUAAACGCGGAUAGUGUAUUUGAAUUUUAUUAUUCAGAGAAAAUUAAAUGUAUAAGUGAUUAUUAUCAUCCAAUUAUAUUAAAAAAUUCAUAG